CGUUAUUUGUUUGCGUUGAUCACGUAGGAUCGGAAAACGAAUCGGAUUUUUUUGUUUGUUUAUUUAUUAAUUUUCUAAAUAAUAUACACUGUGUAUUUGCUUUUUAUCGCUUUUUUUGGGGAGGAGUGUGGCCACUCUUGAGACUUCGCCAACUUCUAUAAUUCAUUUUACGUUACUACUAGUGUUAGUUCAUCUGAUGAUCCUCACAUCAUUGUCUCUCUCUUUCUCUUUUUCAUCUCUACGCAAAAAAUGGAAACUCAGUUUGAACAAAUUUGAUUUUUUUCCAGGUUCAAAACAAGAUUCAGACAGUUUUAGUAGUGUUUUGUCUCCAAUUCUCUCAUAGUUCCUUCAUCCGCCUCUAAUGUAAUUUACAUCUCAUUGCAUUAUUGAUCCCACAGCGAUUACGGAGACUGUGUGACUAUGGCUUCUUCUAAGAUUAACAGGACUGGUUUAUCUGAAACUCCUUUGGGAAAAUCAUCUCUACGAGUAGGUAAACUGACUCGGUUGGUGACUAAGUCUGAGACUAACUCUCCUUCACCUACUCAACAGUCACGGCAUUCCCUCGAGCGCUCUUCUUCUAACUCAAAGCCUUCUUCUACUGAAAAGAGGUCGCCCAAAGUUUCAACCCCACCAGAAAAAACUCAGAUACGGGCUGUGAAAGGAUCAGAAUCAUCACAACCUCGUUCAGUUCAAAUCAAGGAAGAUUUGAGAAAAGCAAAUGAGCUGAUAGCAUCGCUCGAGAUUGAAAAAGCUAAAGCACUUGAUGAACUUAAAGAAGCGGGGGAAGAGGCUGAAGAGGCGUCCAGGAAACUAGAUGAGGCUUUAAAAACUCAGAAAAGGGUCCAAGAGAAGUUUGAAAUUGAGAAAUUUGAGGCUGUUGAGGCGGGUAUAGAGGCGGUUCAGAGGAAAGAAGAAGAAUGGAAGAAAGAACUCGAAAACGUCAAGAGCCAGCAUGCUUCGGAUUCAGCUGCUCUUCUUUUGGUAACACAGGAGCUGGAGAAUGCCAAUCAAGAAUUGGCUGCUGCUAAUGAUGCCAAGAGUAAGGUUUUGAGUCAAGCAGAUGAUGCUAGUAAGUUGGCUGCAAUUCAUGCAGAGAAAGUGGAAAUCUUGUCGUCAGAGUUAAUAAGAUUGAAGGCUUUGCUUGAUUCAACACGAGAGAAGGAAACCAUAUCCAAGAAUGAGAUUGCUUCAAAACUAGGAGCGGAAAUAGUGGUUCUAGAAAGAGAGCUUGAGAAAGCGAGACGUUUUGAAGCAAGGGUCGAGGAACUUGAGAUGAUCAUUGAGCAGCUUAAUGUUGAUUUAGAAGCUGCUAAGAUAGCAGAAACUUAUGCGCAUGGCUCUGCUGAUGAAUGGCAAAACAAAGGGAAGGAAUUGGAGAAACGGUUGAAAGAAGCUUACAUGCUGGAGAGAUCUGCCUCGGUAUCUCUGGUAUCUGUGACAAAGCGGCUGGAAGGAAGCAAUAGUAGAUUGCACGAUAUGGAAUUUGAGAUUUUUGGUCUUAAAAGGAAAAUUGAGUUAUUGGAGAUGGCUGUUGCUAGACAAAAGGUUGAUCUUGAGAAAUCUGAACAGAGGCUAGGUAUUGCAGAAGAAGAAUUAUCUAAGAUUGAGAAAGAAGCAGAGAAACUGAAGAAUGAGCUUGAAACUCUGAAUGAAGAGAAAAAUCAAGCUUUAAAGAAGGAGCAAGAUGCUACUUCAAGUGUUCAAAGGCUCUUGGAAGAGAAAAACAAGAUCUUGUCAGAACUGGAGAGCUCAAAGGAGGAAGAGGAGAAGAGUAAGAAAGCAAUGGAGAGUUUAGCUUCAGCAUUGCACGAAGUGUCGAGUGAAUCACGUGAGUUGAAAGAGAAAUUGUUGAGUCAGGGUGAUCAGGAUUAUGAAACACAGAUAGAAGAUCUGAAGUUGGUCAUUAAAGCAACGAACAAGAAGUAUGAGAAUAUGCUUGACGAGGCGAGACAUGAGAUCGAUGUUCUUGUCAAUGCGGUAGAACAAACCAAGAAACAGUUUGAGAGCGCAAUGGUAGACUGGGAGAUGAGAGAAGCCGGUUUGGUGAAUCACGUGAAGGAAUUUGAUGAAGAAGUUUCGUCAAUGGGGAAAGAAAUGAAUAGGUUGGGUAAUUUGGUUAAAAGGACUAAGGAAGAAGCUGAUGCAGCAUGGGAAAAAGAAUCUCAAAUGAGAGAUAGUCUUAAAGAAGUGGAAGAUGAGGUGAUUUAUCUUCAGGAAACUCUCAGGGAAGCGAAAGGUGAAACCUUGAAACUAAAGGGGAAAAUGUUGGAUAAAGAAACUGAGUUUCAAAGCAUUGUUCAUGAGAACGAUGAACUCAGAGUGAAACAUGAUGAUUCUCUGAAGAAGAUCAAGGAGUUAUCUAAGUUACUCGAGGAAGCAUUGGCUAAGAAAUAUACAGAAGAGAACAGUGAGCUCAGUGAGAGUGAAAAAGACUAUGAUUUGCUUCCAACGGUGGUUGAGUUUUCUGAGGAGAAUGGUCAUAGAAGUGCUGAAGAGAAGUCUUCUAAAGUAAAAACCCUCGAUGGCAUGAACAUGAAACUUGAGAAGGACGCUGAGAAAAAGGAAAAGAAAGAACAUUCACCAGAUGAUGCGACAGUUGAAGAAAUGUGGGAAAGCUGUCAGAUUGAGAAGAAAGAAGGAUUCCACAAGGAAAAACCAGAACAAGAAUCUGCAAAAUAUGAAGAGGAAGACUCGAACAUGAUAGACCAAAGCGAGAAAACCUCACCUGUAAAUGGAUUAACUGGAGAAGAUGAGCUGGUGAAGGAGAAAGACAAGAAAAAGAAGAAGACAUUGUUUGGUAAAGUUGGAAACCUUCUGAAGAAGAAAGGACCCACGAACCAGAAAUAAAAGCCUCUCUUGAUUACUUCACUUUUGAGGUAUUGCAAAUUCUAGCUUUUACAUCUCUAAACACACAUCUCUUUGCACCAUUUUGAUUUCUUCAUUAGUGUUCUUAUUUUUUAUUUUUUAUUUAGUUUAUGGCUUCUGCCUUCUGGAAUAGGAUUUGUUUUAAGUUGUUGGUUUAUGAUUCUUUUCUUCUUUCGAUUUUUUUGGCUUUCACUGUUAUUAUUUGUUCUUUUGUCAAACAAACCCAGAAACAAAAUCUCUAUUAUAAAUAUCCAGGGAUUAAUUCCUUUUUUGCAACC
Camelina sativa (false flax) is the source of this 3143-nucleotide messenger RNA. Its product is annotated as WEB family protein At3g02930, chloroplastic-like. Gene Ontology annotation, biological process: reciprocal meiotic recombination. Lineage: Eukaryota; Viridiplantae; Streptophyta; Magnoliopsida; Brassicales; Brassicaceae. The record is from RefSeq and is a predicted model, not a curated record.